AUAAUUGUGGCCAAUGUACCGGAAGGACUAAUAGCAACAGUGACAGUUUGCUUGACAUUAACGGCGAAGCGAAUGGCCUCCAAGAAUUGUUUGGUCAAAAAUCUUGAAGCUGUAGAAACACUUGGCUCAACGUCAACUAUCUGCUCGGAUAAAACCGGAACACUUACGCAAAAUCGAAUGACUGUAUCACACAUGUGGUGA
Gongylonema pulchrum is the source of this 201-nucleotide messenger RNA. NCBI's taxonomy places the organism in Eukaryota, Metazoa, Nematoda, Chromadorea, Rhabditida, Gongylonematidae. The record is from the annotation of a GenBank genome assembly.